Molecule: messenger RNA, 2220 nt
Organism: Triplophysa rosa
Lineage: Eukaryota; Metazoa; Chordata; Actinopteri; Cypriniformes; Nemacheilidae
Gene: ttc22
Product: tetratricopeptide repeat domain 22
Exons: 7
Coding region: 146-1837 (563 amino acids)
Molecular function (GO): protein binding
Source: RefSeq, a predicted model, not a curated record
CCUGUUACAGGAAGCAAGAAAGUACACGCUCUGUCUUGCAUCUUUUUCUCCUCCUCUUCAAACCUGUAUUUCUUGUCUCACAUAGCUGAACUAAAGAGCCUCUAUAUCUCAGUCAAUCAUUGUUAGCUCGUGUGUGCAUUUGACCAUGGAGGACAGCACAGAAGAAGACAUCGACUCUCUGAUCGAGGGAAUGGCCUACAUCCCUGGCCACUUUCAUUUGGAGCUACAUCUGAACGGUGAUCCCAGUGGACCGGCUCUCCUUCGACAGCGAGACACCCAGCUCAAGAGCGAGAGCCUGAGGGCUGAGCUGGAAGCUGAGACAGGACGACUGCAGUAUGCCGUACGCAAUAUGCUGGGCCUGCUGGCCUUUCAUAUGGAUGAACUGGAGGUGGCAGAGGAGGCCUUUCGCACCAUCUGCCAGGAGGAUCCUGAAAACCUUAAUGCCUGGGCCAACAUGGGAUACGUUUAUGAACGCAUGGGACGUGAGCUGGAGGAGGGGGAGUGCAUGGAGCGUGUGGCUGCCCUCAUGGGCCCCGAGAUGGGAGAGAACCAGGCGGACUGCAGGCUUCGGGUGGCACGGUGUUUGGCCGAGCAGGCGUACGCCCAUCCUCAUGAUGUGGAGCUGGAGAGAGAUGAAGAUUCACGGGAGAGGUUGACAACUGCGCUGAUGUUAUACAACCGUGCACUUGAUUAUGGAGGGGAACAGAUACCAACAGAGGAAAAAAGAAGCUGGAACUUCAAAAUGGCAACAAUUUACAUAAGGUUAGAUGGUAUUGUGAGGGAUUCAAAAGACACUGAAGACACAAGAUUAAUCUAUUUCAACAAGGCCCUCAAGCUUCUCACAGAAACUAUCAAAUCUGACAAUACACAUCUCAAAGCCCUGGGCUGGUGCUACAUAGGUCUCAUGCUGGAACGAACGGAUUUCACCACAGUGCCAAUGUCAGUUCAUGACUGUGGUUUCUCUGGAUCGGACCCGCUUACAUGCUAUGGAUCGGCCAUUAAACUCGCUGCAGAAGAUGCAUUCAUACUCAACAGGCUAGGGAACGUGUUUUUCCUGUCCGGCAAACUGGACAUGGCCACAGGUAUCUGUAACAUGGCAUUGAGCAUCCUUCCGGAUGCUGAGCUCAACUGGCAAGCCUAUUGCACACGUGCCAAGCUUGGCGUCACAAUUUACGCAAAGGAUCUGGAUAAAGCCAAGUGUGGUCUAGGUGGUAUCCCCGACCGUAAGAUUCUUAAAGAAGCCCGUGUUGACCUGGAACGUGUUUUGGCUGUCCGACCCUGUUUAAGGACUCACCUGGAGAUGGGUCAGGUUUACUACUACAUGGGUGUGGACGCCCUGCAGGAGAGCCUAUUGGUUGAUGAGAUAGCAAUAAAUCACGCCCUGGUCAGUCUGGCAAAAGCAUUGCAGUGUCCAUUGGGCUCCACAAUCUCCAAACUACAACUCCUACGUGGUCGCUGCCUGUUGCUGAAAGGAGAGGAGAAGAAUGCCAUUGACUGUUUCAAAAAAGCGCUUGAACUGGAACACCCCAGUGUCCGAGAUAUGGAGGUCCUGCGCUGUCUCCUACAGGCAGUUCUCGUGAGCUUCACCCAAAGUGGAAGGGACACGGAUGAUGCUAUUGUCCAGUUUGAGGAAUGUUUAAAGCAGGCAGAGGAGCGAUAUGGGAGGAAUAUAGUCCAAACUGAGUUGAAGGCAUUGUGCCGAGCACACACAGAUGAGGUGACUGAGUUAUCAAGGGAUCUGGUGAGGAAGGGGAGGCUGGAGGUGGUUAAAAAGUUGCUGCAGUGCGUACAGCCACAAGGAAUAAAGUACACACUGGGCAGGUCCAUGUCAAUAUGAAAACGGUCUGUGGAGUAAUGAAAGACAACCAUAACAUGAUCAUGGUCUAAAUGGAGAAGGCAUUACUCUGAUGGGCAGUUGUGUUAUAUAUUGUAUGUUUGGAGUUGUGCACGUUACACUUUAAGAAUACUGUAGCUACUCAUUUCAAAAUUGAAAUAUUCAUUUUUGGUUGAUGUUAUACAGUCAACGAAUUGAAACAAUUACAUGUAUUAUAUUACUUUUGCUUAACUGUUGAACAAUCCACUUUGGAAUGUUGUCUUUGACAUCUUUUCCUCCAGCGCAUGCCACAAAGCUUGAACAGCCAGUUAUACAAGACUUGAGUGUUUUGAGCUGGAGAAAAAACUAGUAAAAAAGUAUUUUAUACAAACCCAUACCAAAAAAGU